Molecule: messenger RNA, 360 nt
Organism: Penicillium diatomitis
Lineage: Eukaryota; Fungi; Ascomycota; Eurotiomycetes; Eurotiales; Aspergillaceae
Exons: 1
Coding region: 1-360 (119 amino acids)
Source: RefSeq, a predicted model, not a curated record
AUGGGCGAGACUGGGCCCUUCCAAGAGACAGGAAACGCCAAUGAGAAGCCCGACAAACGAAGAAGACCCGGUUGCAAGUCUAGUGCUGGUCUGGCCAGCACUGCCUAUGCUCCCGCUUGGCAGUCCAGCUCGGCUCUGCGCUGCACUCCUGGUCCAGUCUCUGCUCUCGCCUGGCUGACGUGUGUCAAAUCCGACUCCACUGUAUCCACGGAUCCACUUGAAGAUCAGGCUGGUGGUCUCUUCCUCCGUCGCACCGUCGGUCGGGCAUGGAGGCUCGCUACUUUGUGGAAGAGACGCGCGAGAGACCACUGCGGCGUUGUCGGCUGCUCUGGAAUAGCGUCAACGAUCCAGUCCGCAUGA